This is a messenger RNA of Ficedula albicollis (Collared flycatcher), 2204 nucleotides long. Its product is annotated as NADH-cytochrome b5 reductase 2. The record is from RefSeq and is a predicted model, not a curated record. Gene Ontology annotation, molecular function: FAD binding; oxidoreductase activity. NCBI's taxonomy places the organism in Eukaryota, Metazoa, Chordata, Aves, Passeriformes, Muscicapidae. Gene Ontology annotation, cellular component: mitochondrion. The transcript has 10 exons. The coding region runs from base 1 to 1455 and encodes 484 amino acids.
AUGUCCUUGAAUCUGCCGGGGCAGCCUGACCCGCGGGGCUCACGGCAAGCGACCGCGGCGAGGAUCCCGAGGAGGAGCCGGGAGGAGGAACCAGGGGAGGAUCCCGAGGAGGAACCAGGGGAGGAGGAACCAGGGGAGGAUCCCGAGGAGGAACCAGGGGAGGAGGAACCAGGGGAGGAGGAACCAGGGGAGGAGGAACCAGGGGAGGAGGAACCAGGGGAGGAGGAACCAGGGGAGGAGGAACCAGGGGAGGAGGAACCAGGGGAGGAGGAACCAGGGGAGGAGGAACCAGGGGAGGAGGAACCAGGGGAGGAGGAACCAGGGGAGGAGGAACCAGGGGAGGAGGAACCAGGGGAGGAGGAACCAGGGGAGGAGGAACCAGGGGAGGAGGAACCAGGGGAGGAGGAACCAGGGGAGGAGGAACCAGGGGAGGAGGAACCAGGGGAGGAGGAACCAGGGGAGGAGGAACCAGGGGAGGAGGAACCAGGGGAGGAGGAACCAGGGGAGGAGGAACCAGGGGAGGAGGAACCAGGGGAGGAGGAACCAGGGGAGGAGGAACCAGGGGAGGAGGAACCAGGGGAGGAGGAACCAGGGGAGGAGGAACCAGGGGAGGAGGAACCAGGGGAGGAGGAACCAGGGGAGGAGGAACCAGGGGAGGAGGGAGGCGCUUGCGCAUUUGGCUUGCAUGCUAACAAAAAGCAGGAAAUCAGUCAUGAUACUAAGAAAUUCAGAUUCGGGCUACCCUCAACGAAUCAUGUAUUAGGAUUACCUGUAGGCCAACAUGUUUACCUUUCUGCAAAAAUUGAUGGGAGUCUGGUGAUUCGAGCCUAUACCCCCGUUUCCAGUGAUGAGACAAAAGGUUAUGUUGAUUUAAUUAUAAAGGUCUACCACAAAAAUGUGAACCCCAAGUUUCCAGAAGGUGGGAAGAUGUCCCAGUAUCUAGAUAACAUGAAGAUUGGAGACACCAUUGAUUUCAGAGGGCCAAAUGGACUGCUGGUCUACAAGGGGACAGGUACCUUUCUUAUCAAGCCUAAUAAGAAGUCUGAAGCAGAGAAGAAGUUUGCAAAGCACCUUGGGAUGAUAGCUGGAGGAACAGGAAUAACUCCUAUGUUGCAGCUGAUCCGUCAGAUCACUAACGAUCCUAAGGACUCCACAAAAUGUUACCUCCUUUUUGCUAAUCAGACAGAAAAUGACAUAUUGCUGAGAGCUGAGCUAGAAGACAUUGCCAAGAGGCAUCCUGAGCAGUUUGUGCUGUGGUACACACUGGACAGACCUCCAAAAGACUGGAAGUACAGCUCUGGCUUUGUCACUGCAGACAUGCUGAAAGCCCACCUGCCUCCCCCUGACAGUGAGACCCUCAUUCUCAUGUGUGGGCCACCACCAAUGAUUCAGUUUGCCUGUCAGCCCAACCUGGACAAGCUUGGCUAUCCCAAGAGCUGUACAUUUGCUUAUUAACACUGCUGUCACCUGAUACCUUUUCUGGAAGUACUGCAUUUUUUUACAGGAGCAGUUGAUGUGCAACUGUGCAGCAUUUGUGUGAGUGUGUGUGUUUUUUAACCCCUUUCUGUGGUCCAUAACUUCAUAAUUUCUGUGGUCCAUAACUUCAUAAUCACCUUGUGUGUUUUAACACUAAGAAGUUGAGAAAUCACCUUGAAUUGUGUGUUACUUAAUCUGAUCUCUGAAAUUAGUAUAAAACAUUAAUUCUGAGGGGAGAAAAAUGAAGGUGAGAGGUCAUCCACAUGAAUUUGUGUUAAAUCAUUCCAUGGUCAGCAAAAGAGAGGGAAACAUUCAGAAUUUAUUCAUAACAGUCAAAAAGUAUGCAUUUAUACAAGUGUUGUGCUAAUUAAUGUUUUUUACUACUAUAUUUAAAAGAAGAACCAAUUGUUUUGGGGAUUGACUAUUCACAGCCAGAUUAGUGACACACUGAGUUGUAAAUACAGCAUUGAAGGAAAUAGGAAAUAGUGUGUUUGGAAUAUCGCAGGGCUGCUGGAGCAGCCAGUCCCAUUUGCAGUGCUGUAAUGAGUCUGAUGGCUAAUUGACCUGACAGAGGAUUUCAAAUGCCUGUGGUACUGACUGCAUUGCCAGACUGGUACAUUUAAUACCUUUUAUUAAACAUUAAACAGCAGUAGUUUACUGAUGCCUAGACUUAUUUCUCAUUCUUCUGAAUUCCCCUUUUUUGCAGUUUGCAGUGAUUGAGAAGAAUU